Molecule: messenger RNA, 642 nt
Organism: Lindgomyces ingoldianus
Lineage: Eukaryota; Fungi; Ascomycota; Dothideomycetes; Pleosporales; Lindgomycetaceae
Exons: 6
Coding region: 1-642 (213 amino acids)
Source: RefSeq, a predicted model, not a curated record
AUGUUUGAUGCAGCCAGUACCUGGGAUAGGAUUCUCAAGCAAAAGCACCCCGUUCAUCAAACAGUGUGUCCGGAGAAGCAAUGGACAUACGAGUACAGCAAAGACCCAACUGCGGCGGAUGAGGCCAGCAAUGCUUGCGCUGAGGGGGAUAGCAGAAGCACAGGAGAAGCUGCCGCCCGCGAUAGCUCAUAUGGACCUGUUUCGCAUGGAGUAAUUGAUGUUGUGGAAAGACGCCGAAGCGGACAACGCCUCACGCGUUCGAUGCAUGUCCAAACCAUCUCCUCAGCAUCCUGGAACUGCCAAUCAGCACCCCGACCUGGCGCAAGUGGCCUGGAGCAGCUGAAUCAAAGCCGUCCCUCAGAGCACGCAGCCAAUCUGCCUAAUAUCGCAAUGGGGGAAGCCCGCCAAGAGGAGGCUGGAGAGACCUCACCUCCACCCAAAACCUGGAAAGCCCGCCGUGACUCUGACUUGAUAUCUCCUCCGCAUCUCCCUCUCCCUCCUUCAUCUUCACUGCUAGCAAGCCAUUGCAUUACCAAGACAAGGUCAGUAAGCGCCAACAGCUCGUGCAUCAACGCAGCUCCGUCCAACCUCAAACCAACCCUCCCCCCAGCUCCGCCAGUCGAAACUUGUUCGCGACGCUGA